This is a messenger RNA of Alligator sinensis (Chinese alligator), 954 nucleotides long. Its product is annotated as proto-oncogene Mas-like. Gene Ontology annotation, cellular component: membrane. The coding region runs from base 1 to 954 and encodes 317 amino acids. Lineage: Eukaryota; Metazoa; Chordata; Crocodylia; Alligatoridae. Gene Ontology annotation, biological process: G protein-coupled receptor signaling pathway. Gene Ontology annotation, molecular function: G protein-coupled receptor activity. The transcript has a single exon. The record is from RefSeq and is a predicted model, not a curated record.
AUGAUGACAGAGCUGAACACAACAUCUACAGAAUCCAGCCUGGGGCACAACAGUACACAUAAUGGGACUCACUGUGAACCUCUUUCACCUGAAAUGACAAAGGACAUUGCCACGCUGCUUAUCUGCCUGUUCGGUCUGGUGGGGAAUGGGAUUGUUCUGUGGUUCCUUGGCUGCCGCAUGAAGAGGAACGCUUUUACUGUCUAUAUUCUAAACUUGGCUGUCACGGACUGUGGAUUCCUGCUCGGUCUAUCUGUUGUUCUCAUAAUUUACAUAACUGAAUAUUUCAUUUGUGAACUUUUACCAUAUGAUAAUUUAAAACAUUCUUUAUUAUUAUUGAGUUUAUUUGCAUAUAGCACUAGCUUAUAUUUCCUGACAGCCAUCAGCAUUGAGAGGUGUCUGUCUGUCUUCUGCCCCAUCUGGCACAAAAUCCACCGUCCUAAGCACUUGUCUGCUUGUUUGUGUGCCCUGCUGUGGACCUUCUCAUCCUUCAUAAUUGGACUUUGCUUAAUUAGUUGUUUUUAUGGUGGGAACAACAUUUGUCAGAUGUCAUUGAGUGCGAUUUUGCUUUUGAAUUUCCCAAUUAUAACUCUCAUUAUGAUUAUUUCCAAUCUGAUCUUGUUCAUUAGGAUUCAAUGCGUCUCACAGCAACAUCAGCCAGGAAGGCUCUACAUCGUUAUCCUGCUCACUGUCCUAUUCUUCCUCCUAUUUGCUGUUCCCUUAAGUGCUUUUCUGUUUUUUGGAAUGCAUGGUAUGUUGGGCCCUGAUAUAGGUCUCCUGUUGGCUUCUGCCAAUAGCAGCAUCAACCCUGUUAUCUAUUUCCUUGUUGGAAGCUAUAGGAAGCGGCGGUUCGGGCGCUCUGUCAAACUUGCCCUCCUGAGAGCCUUUUAUGAGAAAGAAGAUUGUAGAGAGGUAGGUGAAAUCCACAUAGCUGAGACAAUGCAGACAGCCACUUAA